AUGAACAAGUCCCAAUCAGGAUUAACAUACAAACACGUUCCAACAGAGAUUGGAGAUGGAUACAUCGCGCAGGUUGAAGUCUUUCACCAAAUUCACUGUGUGCACAUGUUGCGACAAUGGGCAUAUAAGGAGUACUGGACAGAUCAAGGUCUCCCUCUUCCUGGAGGCCUGUCUCCAGAUUCAGAACUCUCACGGAUGCAUUUGGGUGAGAGCAAUAGCACCUCUGAUCUUACACCGAUUUUAGUCGAGCUCGAUCCUAAGGCGCCUUUCGGCGAAAGAGCAGACUUUCGAUCGAAUCACAAAUGUCGCAAUUUUUGGGAUAUUCAUAAAUAUGUUAGUGAGCACACUGUUAUGGCUUGA
Messenger RNA from Penicillium taxi, 360 nucleotides. RefSeq lists its product as uncharacterized. Gene Ontology annotation, biological process: mycotoxin biosynthetic process. NCBI's taxonomy places the organism in Eukaryota, Fungi, Ascomycota, Eurotiomycetes, Eurotiales, Aspergillaceae. The transcript has 4 exons. Bases 1 to 360 code for a protein of 119 amino acids. The record is from RefSeq and is a predicted model, not a curated record.